Molecule: messenger RNA, 2602 nt
Organism: Amphimedon queenslandica
Lineage: Eukaryota; Metazoa; Porifera; Demospongiae; Haplosclerida; Niphatidae
Product: xanthine dehydrogenase/oxidase-like
Exons: 24
Coding region: 49-2538 (829 amino acids)
Molecular function (GO): oxidoreductase activity; iron ion binding
Source: RefSeq, a predicted model, not a curated record
CUCUCUCUAUUCCAGAAUGCUCAUGCUUAUGUUAAUGCUGCAUUCAGUAUGGAAGUUAAUCCUGACAAUAUGCUAGUUAAAUCUUUACCUUCAUUUGUAUUUGGAGGCAUCAAUGAACAUGCAAUAUCAGCUCCAAUAACUGAGUCAUUCAUGAUUGGUAAGUCAUUGAAGGAUCCCAAUACACUGAAGGGGGCCCUGAAGAACCUUGCUAAUGAGAUCAGACCUAAUGCCCCUCCUGUAUCAGCUAGUCCUGGGUAUAGGAAGAGCCUCGCUCUGAGCCUGUUUUAUAAAUUUUAUCUUGAGGCUCUUGGUAGUGCUAACAUUAAUCCCCUCUACCAGUCAGGAGCUGUACCUUAUGUUCGUCCAGUGUCCCAAGGGUCCCAGUCAUACAGCACUGACUCCAGCAAGUAUCCUGUGAAUCAACCACUACCCAAACUGACUGCUACUCUACAGGCUUCAGGUGAGGCAGAGUAUACUACUGAUAUUCCACGUCGUCCUGGAGAGCUGGCUGCAGCAUUUGUACUCACUACUCAAGGUAAUGCAAAGAUAUUAUCAAUGGAAACAUCUGAAGCAAUGGCAGUCGAAGGUGCAGUAGCAAUAGUGUCUGCUAAAGACAUUCCUCAAAAUGGAAAGAAUGAUUUUAUGCUUGGAUUAGGUGGUGACCCUGAGAUUGUAUUUGCUACUGAUGUAUCAGAGUAUGCUGGUCAAGCAGUUGGACUAGCACUGGCUGAUACUCAAGAGCAUGCUCUUCAAAUGGCCAAAGCUGUAACUCUUACCUACCAGACUCAAGGGAAGCAGAUACUCACCAUACAAGAUGCUAUUGAUGCUAAAUCCUUUUAUGAUAAAGAGCCAGAUAUUGUUGUUGGAGAUGCUGAUGGUUCUAUUAAAGGAUCAGAUCAUGUUGUUACUGGUGACAUUUAUUGUGAUACACAGUAUCAUUUCACUAUGGAGACUCAAACUGCAUUUGUAAUACCUGAGGAUGAUGGUUAUACAGUCUACAGCUCAAACCAGUGGGCUCAGUUGGGACAAUUUGCUGUUGCUGGCAUACUUGGAAUACCAGAAAACAAGGUUACAGUAGUCAUUAAAAGAGUGGGCGGUGCUUACGGGUCUAAAAUCAGUCGUGCCUCUCAGGUAGCAGCUGCCUGUGCUUUAGGAUCAUACGUCACUCAAAGGCCAGUGAGGCUACACAUGGAUCUUGAGUCUAACAUGAAAAUGGUUGGGAAGAGAUACCCUUACUAUGCCAAAUACACUGUUGGUUGUACUAAGGCUGGGGUUCUAAAUGGGAUUAAAAUUGAUGUGUACACUGAUGCUGGCUGCAGUAGCAAUGACUCCUACUUACCUUAUGCACUAAGAAACCUUGAUAACACUUACAACUGCUCUAAUUGGUCAAUAACACAGACUACCUGCAGAACACACACUCCCAGUAAUACUUAUACUAGGGCACCUGGGUAUCUGCCUGGUGUGUUCAUUAUUGAGUCACUAAUGGAUGAUGUAGCUACCAAGAUAGGCAUGGAUGUCGAGGAAUUCAAGCAUGCCAACUUUUAUAAGAAAGGAGACAUUUCUCUUCUGUCAUUCCCACCAAAGGGACAGGCUUUGACAUACUGUAAUAUUGAUGACCUCUGGCAACAAAUGAUGAAGACUGCUGAUGUCCAGGCUGGAAAAGGCAAAAUCUCAGACUUUAACAAAGCUAACAGGUGGAGGAAGAGAGGGUUGUCUGUGGUCCCAUUGAGAUAUGGUCUAGAAUGGAAUGGGACUAAUAGCACUGUAUUGGUUAGUGUGUAUUCUGGGGAUGGAUCAGUCUCUGUUGUACAUGGAGGAGUUGAGAUAGGACAAGGAAUUAACACUAAAGUUGCACAGGUCACUGCCAGUACUCUUGGUAUUCCAUUGAGCUCAGUUACUGUUGUACCUACUAAUACAUUCACAAGCCCCAACAACACUACAACUGGUGGUAGUGUUACCAGUGAGAUCAACUGUAAAGGUGCACUGUUAGCCUGCCAGUCAUUAAAGCAAAGACUUGAUAAAGUGAAGGAAGGAUUGAUAUCAGAUGGUGUGUCUGAUCCCACCUGGCUACAAAUAGUACAAAAAGCUUUCUCCAGUGGAAUAGACCUCUCAGAGAAACGCUAUGAGUUUGCUACUAAUGACAUUAAUCCUGAGAUUGAUGUUGGACAAGUUGAAGGUGCAUUUGUGAUGGGAUUGGGCUAUUUCUUAACUGAGAGAGUUGUCUAUGAUAAAGAUACAGGAGCACUGCUGACACAUAACACAUGGGAGUACAAGCCACCCACUACUAAAGAUAUUCCCAUUGAUUUCAGAGUUGAGCUGCUUAAAAAUGCACCAAAUCCUCUAGGAAUACUUGGCUCUAAAGCUGUUGGUGAGCCUCCAUUGCUGAUGAGCAGUGGCGUGUUGUUUGCUCUCAAAAGAGCUGUGGAGAGUGCUAGACAUGAUGCUGGUAAUAGUGAUCCUUUUAUUUUAAAUGCUCCAGCUACUGUAGAAGCAACACAGCAAGCUUGUCUUGUUGAUCCAUUGAAAUUUGAAUUUUAACAUAAUAUAAUAUCUAUGAUUUAUUGUUUUUAUUAAACCAGCAUUGUGUCACGUGUUUACAGUA